AUGUUCAAGAGCGGCAUUUCCGCCUUCGCUCGGACGGCUCGUCCCUCGUUCGCGGCCGCCACUCGUCGCGCUGUCCGCCCCGCGAGCCUCAAUCUCCGCGCCCCUUCUGCCCUCAGCAGAUUUGCCAGCACUGCCAGUGUCGGUGAUGGAAAGAUCUACCAGGUCAUUGGUGCCGUCGUCGAUGUCAAGUUUGACACCGAGAAGCUGCCGCCUAUCCUGAACGCCCUCGAGGUUACCAAAGAUGGCCAGAAGCUCGUGCUCGAGGUCGCGCAACAUCUCGGCGAGUCUGUCGUGAGAUGUAUUGCCAUGGACGGUACUGAGGGUCUUACCCGCGGCGCCAAGGCCACCGAUACCGGCGCUCCCAUCACAAUCCCUGUCGGCAAUGCCACGCUCGGUCGUAUCAUGAACGUCACCGGUGACCCGAUUGACGAACGUGGCCCCAUCAAGUCGGACAAGAGACUCCCCAUCCACGCCGAGGCUCCUUCGUUCAUUGAGCAGUCCACGGCGGCCGAGAUUCUGGUGACUGGCAUCAAGGUGGUGGAUCUCCUCGCCCCUUACGCUCGUGGUGGAAAGAUUGGUCUCUUCGGCGGUGCUGGUGUCGGCAAGACUGUCUUUAUCCAGGAGUUGAUCAACAACAUCGCCAAGGCCCACGGUGGUUACUCCGUCUUCACCGGUGUCGGCGAGCGUACCCGUGAGGGUAACGAUCUGUACCACGAAAUGCAGGAGACCUCGGUCAUUCAGCUGGAUGGCGAGUCCAAGGUCGCCCUUGUCUUUGGCCAGAUGAACGAGCCCCCAGGAGCCCGUGCCCGUGUCGCCCUUACUGGUCUAACAAUUGCUGAGAAUUUUCGAGAUGACGAGGGCCAGGAUGUGCUUCUCUUCAUCGACAACAUUUUCCGCUUCACCCAGGCCGGUUCCGAGGUGUCUGCUCUGCUCGGUCGUAUCCCCUCCGCCGUCGGUUACCAACCCACUCUUGCCGUAGACAUGGGUCAAAUGCAGGAGCGCAUUACCACGACCAAGAAGGGUUCUAUUACCUCGGUGCAGGCCGUCUACGUCCCCGCUGAUGAUUUGACUGAUCCCGCCCCGGCUACUACCUUUGCCCAUCUGGACGCCACCACUGUCUUGUCGCGUGGUAUCUCCGAGUUGGGUAUCUACCCCGCUGUUGACCCUCUCGACUCCAAGUCUCGUAUGCUCGACCCCCGUAUUGUCGGAGAUGAGCACUACGCCACCGCCACUCGCGUCCAGCAGAUCCUCCAGGAGUACAAGUCGCUGCAGGAUAUCAUUGCCAUUCUGGGUAUGGACGAGCUGUCGGAAGCCGACAAGCUUACUGUCGAGCGUGCCCGCAAGAUCCAGCGUUUCCUCAGCCAGCCGUUCACGGUUGCCCAAGUCUUCACGGGUAUCGAGGGCUGCCUCGUUGACCUGAAGGACACGAUCGCUUCUUUCCGGUCUAUUCUGGCUGGCGAGGGUGACGACCUGCCCGAGGGCGCCUUCUACAUGGUUGGCGACUUCGCAUCGGCGCGGGCGAAGGGAGAGAAGAUCUUGGCCGAUCUGGAGAAGAGCUCUUAA
This is a messenger RNA of Lasiosphaeria miniovina, 1563 nucleotides long. Its product is annotated as P-loop containing nucleoside triphosphate hydrolase protein. Gene Ontology annotation, biological process: proton transmembrane transport; proton motive force-driven mitochondrial ATP synthesis. The record is from RefSeq and is a predicted model, not a curated record. NCBI's taxonomy places the organism in Eukaryota, Fungi, Ascomycota, Sordariomycetes, Sordariales, Lasiosphaeriaceae. The coding region runs from base 1 to 1563 and encodes 520 amino acids. Gene Ontology annotation, molecular function: ATP hydrolysis activity; proton-transporting ATP synthase activity, rotational mechanism; ATP binding. The transcript is spliced from 10 exons.